AUGGACCAUCUAUCUUCCUCCUCGUCGUCGGCGGCGGGCACUACGACCUAUACCCGGCAAUCUGUCAGCACCUUCCAACAGGAUGUUCCUAAGCAAACCUACACGACCGCUGGUACCAUCUACAACCCCAGCAGCGCUCAGCCGCUCCAGCCUCCUGUCCGUCGCGGCCGCACUCUCAAGUGGCCUCCCCCAGGAGUUGCUGCCUCGGAGCUGUCCCUCUUUCCCAAGUCAGUCCUUGCUGGCUUGCCUAUCAAGUCACAGAAUCUCGUCACCACGCCCACCAGUCCUCGCCCACCUCAAAUCCCCAAAUACUCGCCUCUUCAGCAGAACUACGACCGCGCUGUCAGCCCCCUCACCGAGAAUAGCCUUGAGUCUCCGAAUGAAUUGGACGGUCAAAGACUUUCAUCUUCAUCUCUCAUGUCGUCUUACAACAUGGAUAGCAACCAAACCUCGCCGGUUGCUGCCGUCAUACCCACUUCUGUCGUGAACAAGCAUGCCGAUGCCAACUCGAGCGACGAUGAAGAUGAUGAGAGCUUUGGCGAGAACCCUCUCCGGGGCCUGACUGUCAAGUCUCUCCACAACCUGGCCUCGUACCCCAACCCGAACCAGAAGAGAGCUCAGAGGGCGCUUCUUCGUGCUCGGCCGGGUGCCACGCCGGCUCCCUCUGCUGGCAACAUCAGCCGCACGGCCACCCCGUCUUACGGAGCCCAGGCCUUUGAGGGUUUCGAUAUAGGAAAUGACGGCUCACAUUCUCCUGGUCUGUUUCGUUCUGCCAAGACUGACCCGAACGAAAUCCUCAAGAUGAAAGCCGAUAGAUCGGUCCAUGACCUUGAUAACUCCUGGCGCAUCAACUGCACAACUCCGCCCCCGGGUCUCUUCCCAGCUGCCAACAUCCAGAGAAAUCUUUCGCAUGCAGCGUACAAGUCUACUCUUGCAACUGGCCCAGGUGCCCCUCGCCCCUUGACUGCAGGCCCUCCCGGCCAGCGACAGUAUCGAACUUCGACGUUUGAAACUACAAUCAAGGCCCUCAACAACGGCCUCAAAGAGAUGCCAGUCGACGGACCCAUGUUCGACGAUGCUCACCAGGCACCCCCGUGCCUACAGAAGAACAUGACGCUCGAUGCUUUGAGGUUCUCGGGCACAGAGACACCCUCUCAUCUUACAAGCAAGCUCCCUUCCCUUCUCUGCGGCUCGACGCCCGACACAGACGACUGCUACCAAGACGCCGUCGAUGAGUCGAGAAACCUGUCUGAUGUGGACAUGGAGAAGAUUCUGGAGUACAUCAAGCUUGGACAGAAUAUGAACGAAGCCACGAGCCGUGCUCAGGCUGCAUCCGCCAUGCCCAUAGUGUCUGGUGAUGACUGGCAAGCCGAUCACCCCAAGGCCGCUCGGCCUCCCUGGACGAACGGUACGUGGGCCAUCACAGUAGAUGCGCUCCGGAAACGCAACGAGAGAACCAGCCAGCUAUUUUAUGCAGGCACGGGUGCGCUUGGCAAAUCGAUGGAAUCUGUUGCCCAGGAUUCAGAAUUCCGCAGUUUCAAGCGCCAGGUUGGUGUCAUUGGUGACCGACGACCCAAGGUCAAGCCUGAGAAGGUUGAGUACCCGCCCAUUUCGGUUCACCAGGUGAGCAACAUGCCGGCCCCGGAGGCAGCAGCGCCCCUCAUCACUUUGGCCUACUCUGCGCUGGUGAACCACGAGGAAGGAGUGCACAAUCAUCCUCAGUUUCAUCAGUGGAAAGACCCGGAGCCACACAUGGUCGACACGUCUACUCAGGGGCUCCGAUCGGUGUUUGGACAGUGA
This is a messenger RNA of Colletotrichum orchidophilum, 1800 nucleotides long. RefSeq lists its product as uncharacterized. Lineage: Eukaryota; Fungi; Ascomycota; Sordariomycetes; Glomerellales; Glomerellaceae. The coding region runs from base 1 to 1800 and encodes 599 amino acids. The transcript has a single exon. The record is from RefSeq and is a predicted model, not a curated record.